Heterostelium album PN500 is the source of this 1194-nucleotide messenger RNA. RefSeq names its product type I methionyl aminopeptidase (gene map1d). Gene Ontology annotation, biological process: proteolysis. The record is from RefSeq and is a predicted model, not a curated record. NCBI's taxonomy places the organism in Eukaryota, Evosea, Eumycetozoa, Acytosteliales, Acytosteliaceae. The coding region runs from base 1 to 1194 and encodes 397 amino acids. Gene Ontology annotation, molecular function: metalloaminopeptidase activity. The transcript is spliced from 3 exons.
AUGAUGUUAAAUAGAUUUGUUAAUAACAAAUCUAGAUUUGUAAAUUUAGUAAAUGGAAGUAGCAAAAGUUUAUUUUUAUCAUUGACAGCAACUACAACAACAGGUGCAGCUGAUAGAAAUACAUUACAGAGAUUAAAUUAUAAUAAUGGUUAUAACAAUAGAUUCUAUUCUUCUUCCUCUUCAGAUAGAGAUAGAAAGAAAGAAUCAAAAGAAUUGGAAGAUUUCGUAAAGCAACAAACAAACGAUGCCUAUGGAAAACCACCAGCCACUCAGUCUAAGCCGAUGAACAGAAAAGAACGUAGAACAAUGGAGCAUCAACUCAGCAGGAAUUCGCAACAUUUGGUGGUGGCGGGUGUCGUAUCACCGAAACUCGAUGUUCCCACCACUAUUCCCUAUCCUCCGUAUGCCAAUGGCGAACCACUUCGCGAAUACGAUCUGGAAGACGACAUUACAGUGGCGUCGGCCGAAGAUAUCAAAGGAAUGCGAGCAUCUUGCAAGUUGGCCAAAGAAAUUCUAGAGUUUGCCGGUAAGAUGGUGAGAGCUGGAAUCACCACCGAUGAAAUCGAUCGAGCUGUUCACGCAGAGAUCGUUCGUCGCGAUGCAUAUCCAUCGACACUCGGUUACAAAGGCUAUCCGAAAUCGAUUUGCACAUCGAUCAAUGAGAUCAUCUGUCAUGGCAUACCCGAUAGUCGUCCACUGCAAGAUGGCGAUAUCAUAAACAUCGAUAUCACCGUAUACUACAAAGGCUAUCAUGGUGAUACCUCUGCGACAUUCACCGUUGGUCAAAUCGAUAGUGCCGCCGCCAAACUCAUUGAAGUCACAAAGAUGGCAUUGGAUGCCGGUAUUAAAGCUGUCAAACCAGAUAGACCAUUCAGUGAUAUCGGUAAAGCAAUUCAAGCUGUUGCACAUAAACAUUCAUUUAGUAUUCCAAUUGAAUUUACAGCACAUGGUAUUGGUAAAGAAUUUCAUACACCCCCAUUUAUUUUCCAAGUUGCAAACGAUUUAGAUUAUAUUAUAAAGAAAGAUAUGAUUUUUACAAUUGAACCUAUUUUAGUUGAAAGUACAAAACCAUUUACAGAUUGGAAGAUGUGGGAUGACAAUUGGACAAUUUCAUCUACAGAAGGUGGAUGGGCAGCACAAUUUGAACAUACUAUUUUAGUGACAGACAAUGGCGCAGAGAUCCUAACACAAUAA